UGUUAAAAUACUACUACUACUACAUGAACUACUACUACUAUUACAACUAUAUAUAUGUAUAUGUAUCAAUAUAAUACAUAGGCUGUGUUCGCUAGUUGGAUACCAGAAAUCACAGAACUGGCUGCCCAAAGAAGCAAAUAUGGUGGAACUUAUAACAAGGAUCCUAGAAAAAGACAUAUUGUGGUCUGUGGUCACAUAACAUACGAAUCGGUGUCACAUUUUCUCAAGGAUUUUCUGCAUGAAGAUCGUGAAGAUGUCGAUGUUGAAGUGGUAUUUUUACAUCGCAAGGAGCCAGAUCUGGAACUAGAAGGAUUAUUAAAACGUCAUUAUACAACAGUGGCGUUUUUUCAGGGAACCAUGAUGAAUGCCGUCGAUUUGGAACGAGUCAAGGUUCAUGAAGCUGAUGCCUGUUUAGUGCUUGCCAAUAAAUAUUGUCAGGAUCCAGAUGCUGAAGAUGCUGCCAAUAUUAUGCGUGUCAUUUCAAUAAAGAAUUACAGUGAUGAUAUCAGAGUUAUUAUUCAAUUAAUGCAAUAUCAUAAUAAGGCUUAUCUAUUAAAUAUUCCAUCGUGGGAUUGGAAACAGGGUGAUGAUGUCAUCUGUUUGGCUGAGUUAAAAUUGGGUUUUAUCGCACAAAGUUGUUUAGCUCCUGGAUUUUCUACUAUGAUGGCGAAUCUGUUUGCUAUGCGUUCAUUUAAAACCUCACCAGAUACUCAGGCCUGGCAAAAUGAUUAUCUUCAAGGUACAGGGUGUGAGAUGUAUACCGAAACCCUAUCACCUUCAUUUACCGGCAUGACAUUUCCACAAGCCAGCGAAUUAUGUUUUUCGAAAUUAAAACUAUUAUUGUUGGCAAUCGAAAUCAAGGGCAAUGAAGAUGGAGCUGAUAGUAAAAUCUCUAUUAAUCCUAGAGGCGCUAAAAUUCAAGCGAAUACACAAGGAUUUUUCAUAGCACAAAGUGCAGAUGAAGUAAAAAGAGCGUGGUUCUAUUGUAAAGCCUGUCACGAAGACAUUAAAGACGAGACUUUAAUUAAAAAGUGCAAAUGUAAAAACUUGGCAGUUCAACCCCGGAACAAGUUUGAUGAUUUAGAUGUGGGCAUGAUUAUGAUGCAGACCGGAAUGGUGAAUCAAGGCAUAUCCUCAGUCAUUAACCAAAUGGAGGAUGAUCACCAUCCUGCACCCACUUUUACACCACCAGAACUACCGAAAAGGGUGCAUGUGCGUCGAUCAAUAUCGGGUGAUAUAACCAGAGAUCGUGAAGAUAUGAAUCUACUAAAUCGCCAUACACGACGACCGAAUGGUUCCACUGGUAUGGGACCAGGAAAUGGUACAACAGCCUUACAUUCUGCUGGCACCGUUAAGCAGGUGAACAAAGUUAAACCAACUGUAAAUAGACAACAACUGGAAGGACAAGUCAUGUCUCCAUCCCAAUACAAUCGGCCUCCCGAAAAUGAAGCUAAUCCUUAUGCGGGCUAUCAACUUGCUUACGAAGUUAAAAAGCUCAUGCCCACGAGUCGUAGUACGGGUACAUCACAAAAUCAAAAUGGAGGUGUAACACUGCCGGCCGGUAUUGCGGAUGAUCAAUCGAAAGAUUUUGAUUUUGAAAAGACCGAAAUGAAAUAUGAUUCAACGGGUAUGUUCCACUGGAGUCCCGCCAAGAGUCUAGAAGACUGUAUACUGGAUCGUAAUCAAGCGGCCAUGACAGUUUUAAAUGGUCAUGUCGUUGUAUGCCUUUUCGCCGAUCCUGACUCACCUCUGAUUGGUUUACGAAAUUUAGUCAUGCCUCUGCGUGCUUCAAACUUUCACUACCAUGAAUUGAAGCAUGUGGUCAUUGUGGGAUCAGUUGAUUACAUAAGGCGGGAAUGGAAGAUGUUACAAAAUCUGCCGAAAAUUUCGGUGUUAAAUGGUUCUCCGUUAAGUAGAGCCGAUUUAAGAGCCGUAAAUGUUAACCUAUGCGACAUGUGUUGCAUACUAUCGGCCAAAGUUCCUAGCAAUGAUGAUCCUACAUUGGCCGACAAAGAGGCUAUUUUGGCAUCAUUGAAUAUAAAAGCCAUGACAUUUGACGAUACCAUCGGAGUGCUGAGUCAACGGGGUCCAGAAUUUGACAAUCUAACGGCUGCGGCGGGCAGCCCGAUAGUGUUGCAGCGUCGCGGUUCCGUUUAUGGGGCAAAUGUCCCAAUGAUAACAGAACUUGUCAACGAUAGUAAUGUGCAGUUUCUCGAUCAAGACGAUGACGAUGAUCCCGACACCGAACUCUACCUAACACAGCCAUUCGCUUGCGGCACAGCAUUUGCUGUCAGUGUCUUAGAUUCGUUAAUGUCCACGACAUAUUUCAAUCAAAAUGCCUUGACCUUAAUUAGAUCGUUGAUAACAGGAGGUGCUACACCGGAACUAGAAUUGAUAUUGGCAGAAGGAGCCGGUUUAAGAGGAGGUUAUAGUACGCCGGAAAGUUUAAGUAAUAGAGAUAGAUGCCGAGUGGGUCAAAUAUCAUUGUAUGAUGGUCCUUUAGCGCAAUUUGGUGAAUGCGGCAAAUAUGGCGACUUAUUUGUGGCAGCAUUGAAAUCAUAUGGCAUGUUAUGUAUUGGCCUUUACAGAUUUCGUGACACAAGCUCCAGUUGUGAUGCCAGUAGCAAACGUUAUGUCAUAACAAACCCACCCGAUGACUUUUCACUACUGCCAACAGAUCAGGUAUUCGUUUUAAUGCAGUUUGAUCCGGGUCUGGAGUAUAAACCACCUGCGGUACGUGCGCCUACCGGCGGCCGCAGUACUACAACACAAGGCUCCGGGGUCGGUGGGGGCGGUUCAAAUAAGGAUGAUAAUUCCUGAUUGUUACUGUGUAGCGCCUUAACUGAUGGUCCUUACUCGUACAUUUGAACGUUGGAGAUUUCUUUUAUGCGCAAACUGACACAAUUUUGGCACAAAACCAUAGGCAUAUUUUUUACACAAAUUAGGCAAUUACUGCAUCUUAUUAAGCAGAACUAAAUUAUUUAAUUCUACAACAAAAUUAUUCGAAAUUUUAACAAAUUUUUUUAUAUAUAAAAAUAUAUAUUCAGAUUAUCGCCAAAAAUGUGUCUUUUUGUGCAUUUUAUAUUUAUUUAAACAUGAUUUAUAAUAAUUUUAAACGCAAUAUUAAACGGGAAUACUUAAAUGAGAAAAAAAUUGUAUUCUUUAUUAAAGUAUUAAAGAAAAACAACAAAAAAAUCAUGUUUAACUAAAUAUAAUUGUAUACAUCUAAACAAGAAUAGAAAAAAAUCUCUUAAAACAACAUUUACCAACGUUCAAUUGUUUAAAUUAUUGCUUCCCACACCAUUCCGUUAGCCCUAUUUAGAACCUCAACUAACAUGACAUUUUAGUUUUUUUUUUUAUUUAAAACCGUAAUAAAUCUAUCUUUCACUCUCUAUCAUUAUAUAUCUUUGAACUAUCCUGUUAACCUUUUCAAUUGCUUACUUGAAUUAACGUUUAUUGAUAUUUAAAUAAUUAGUUAGUUUGUCUUUUAAAUAAAAAAAAAAAUAUAUUAUUUUAUAAGAUUUUAAAAAUUUUUGUUGUAGUCGUCUGG
Messenger RNA from Lucilia cuprina (Australian sheep blowfly), 3550 nucleotides. It is a transcript of the gene slo, whose product is annotated as calcium-activated potassium channel slowpoke. The transcript has 20 exons. Bases 358 to 2820 code for a protein of 820 amino acids. Gene Ontology annotation, biological process: potassium ion transport. NCBI's taxonomy places the organism in Eukaryota, Metazoa, Arthropoda, Insecta, Diptera, Calliphoridae. The record is from RefSeq and is a predicted model, not a curated record. Gene Ontology annotation, cellular component: postsynaptic membrane. Gene Ontology annotation, molecular function: large conductance calcium-activated potassium channel activity.